Callorhinus ursinus (northern fur seal) is the source of this 1762-nucleotide messenger RNA. It is a transcript of the gene CTDSPL, whose product is annotated as CTD small phosphatase like. The record is from RefSeq and is a predicted model, not a curated record. Gene Ontology annotation, molecular function: RNA polymerase II CTD heptapeptide repeat phosphatase activity. Lineage: Eukaryota; Metazoa; Chordata; Mammalia; Carnivora; Otariidae.
CCGCGCCGCGCACCCAUGGACGGCCCGGCCAUCAUCACCCAGGUGACCAACCCCAAGGAGGACGAGGGCCGCGCGCGGGGCGCCGGCGAGAAAGCAUCCCAGUGCAACAUCAGCUUAAAGAAGCCGAGGAGCCGAGGCAUCCUUAGCUCCUUCUUCUGCUGCUUCCGGGACUACAAUGUGGAGGCCCCGCCCACCAGCAGCCCCAGUGUGCUUCCGCCCCUGGUGGAGGAGAACGGUGGGCUUCAGAAGGGUGACCAGAGGCAGGUCAUUCCCAUACCAAGUCCACCAGCUAAAUACCUCCUUCCAGAGGUGACGGUGCUUGACUAUGGAAAGAAAUGUGUGGUCAUUGAUUUAGAUGAAACAUUGGUGCACAGUUCAUUUAAGCCUAUUAGUAAUGCUGAUUUUAUUGUUCCGGUUGAAAUCGAUGGAACUAUACAUCAGGUGUACGUGCUGAAGCGGCCCCAUGUGGAUGAGUUCCUCCAGAGGAUGGGGCAGCUCUUUGAGUGUGUGCUCUUUACUGCCAGCCUAGCCAAGUAUGCAGACCCCGUGGCCGACCUGCUGGACCGCUGGGGCGUGUUCCGGGCCCGGCUCUUCAGAGAAUCCUGCGUCUUCCAUCGUGGGAACUACGUGAAAGACCUGAGUCGCCUGGGCCGGGAGCUGAGCAAAGUGAUCAUUGUGGACAAUUCUCCCGCCUCGUACAUCUUCCAUCCCGAGAAUGCAGUGCCCGUGCAGUCCUGGUUCGAUGACAUGACGGACACAGAGCUGCUGGACCUCAUCCCCUUCUUUGAGGGCUUGAGCCGGGAGGACGACGUGUACGGCGUGCUGCACAGACUCUGCAGUAGGUAGCGCCGGCCUCUGUCUGCCUCCCGCCCGUGCGCCCUGGAGCCUCCGGCCUCGGGGACCCACCUGGCCUCCGCUCCCUGGGAGCAGGAAGUGAGGACACUCCACGCUCCAGGCCAUGAGGUCCACGUGGCCAUACCUACCUGUUUUCUUUUUUAAGAACAGAAACAACUAUUUUAAAAUGAACUCUUUUAACAAAUUUCCUAAAGGGACAUGCAUUUUACUGGAUUUGCUUUUCUUAAAACAUACCAAAAAGGAAAAAAAAAAAAAGCUUGAAAUCUAUCAGACUUCCUUUCAACUGUCCCCCUGGCCCUCUCCUCCAAGCAGACAACCUGUCCCUUUCUACCCCAGCUUGGAGCAGCUGACCCAACUCAGAAUCUCUUUCCUACAGGAUGAAGUGCCUUUUUGAAUGUUAUUUUAAGCCAAGAGUUAAUUUUUCUACACAACAUAUUUCCAGACAUCUUUUAGUCUUUUAUUGUCUUAGAUUCUCUAAAAAGACGAAUAUGACAAUUUUCUAGAACCCGGGGGGGGGGGGGGGGGGGGUGGGGGGGAGUCCUACAAGCCUGUCCCCCAGCAGGUGUGAGUGCUCUGACACCCGGUGACACGCCCCAGGGCUGGACUCCCGGCAGGAGCCUCAGCAACCGUGGCAGCGUCUCCGCUCAGUACGGACCCAGUUUGGAAUGUAUCUGCAGUUGUGCGGCUCAACACUUUAGGAGACAGUAGAUACCUUUAUAGUAUCACUGUUACUUCAGGUGGUGACAGUCAUGUCCUGUGGUCACACUUUCCCCUGGAAAAGUGGCACCAUCACCUCUGCUUUCACACCACUACCAUACUUCUGUACGUUUUUCAUUCCGUGGCUGUCGUUCUGGGUAGAGCAGUUCCAGGAAACUCCAUAACCCCCGGAUAUUUAAAAAAAAAAAAA